AUGGCAGACACUGGCGACGGGCGGCGUAAAGGGACAGCCAAGGUCCGCACCCUUCAAGACAUUGAGAAGAAGAUCCAGGAACGAUGGGAUCAAGAGAAGAUUUUUGAGGAGGAUGCACCCGCUGGGGUCAAAGGUCCUGGGAAGAAUAAGUACAUGGUGUGUUUCCCCUAUCCCUACAUGAAUGGAAGACUCCAUCUUGGCCACACAUUCUCUCUGUCAAAGUGUGAGUUUGCCGUUGGCUACCAGCGUCUGAAGGGCAAGCAAUGCCUGUACCCAUUCGCCUUUCACUGCACUGGCAUGCCAAUCAAGGCCUGUUCAGAUAAACUGAAGCGGGAGAUGGAGGAGUUCGGCUGCCCACCAAGUUUCCCACAGGAGAUGGAGGGUGAGGAUCAGAUUGAUAAGGAAGGGAGUGAUGCGAUCGGCAAGGACAAGGCUAAAGGCAAGAAGAGCAAACUAAUAGCCAAGACUGGCAAGGCUAAAUACCAGUGGGAGAUCAUGCAGUCCCUGGGUAUUUCUGAGGAGGACAUCCCCCUGUUUGCUGACACACAACACUGGCUGGAGUACUUCCCACCAUUGGCUAAGCAGGACCUGAAGGGGAUGGGACUCAAGACGGACUGGAGGCGAAGCUUCAUCACCACCGACGCAAACCCUUACUACGAUUCCUUUGUCCGCUGGCACAUGCUGACCCUCAAGAAGUCAGGCAAGGUGAAGUUUGGCAAGAGGAACACCAUAUACUCACCCAAGGAUGGCCAGCCGUGUAUGGACCACGACCGUCAGUCUGGGGAGGGGGUAGGGCCCCAGGAGUACACCCUCAUCAAAAUGAAGGCUUUGAAGCCUUACCCUGAACGCCUCAAGAAAUUUUCCAAGAAGAGCGUGUAUUUGGUGGCAGCCACCCUGAGACCAGAGACCAUGUACGGUCAGACUAACUGCUGGCUGCGGCCUGACAUGAACUACGUGGCCUAUGAGACCAAACAGGGAGAGGUGUUUAUCAGCACUCACAGGGCAGCGCGGAAUAUGUCCUACCAGGGCUUGCUGAAGGAAGAAGGAAAAGUGACUGUGAUAGCGCAGCUGGUGGGCCAGGAUAUCAUGGGCAUGGCCUUGAGUGCACCUUUAACCUCCUACAAGACUAUCUAUACCCUGCCUAUGCUGACCAUCAAGGAGAAUAAAGGGACAGGCGUGGUCACCAGCGUGCCGUCUGAUUCGCCUGAUGAUUACGCUGCCCUCAAAGACCUCAAAAACAAGAAGGAAUUCCGUGCCAAGUAUGGCCUGAAGGAUGAGAUGGUGUUGCCCUUUGACCCCGUGCCUAUCAUUGACGUGCCUGGCAUGGGUAACCUAGCGGCAGUCACGGCCUACGACGAGCUGAAGAUCAAGAGUCAGAAUGAUAAGGAGAAGCUGGCCGAAGCCAAGGAGAAAGUCUACCUCAAAGGUUUCUACGAGGGGAUCAUGAUUGUUGCCGAUGUCAAAGGUCAGAAGGUCCAGGAUGUCAAGAAGAUCGUCCAGAAGAAGAUGCUGGGUUCCCGUGAGGCGUUGGUCUAUCUGGAGCCUGAGAAGCAGAUCAUAUCGCGCUCUGGUGACGAGUGCGUGGUGGCACUAUGUGAUCAGUGGUAUCUAGACUAUGGGGAAGAGAAAUGGAAGGCGAAAACCUUAGCUGCCAUGGAGAAAAUGGAGCUAUAUUCGGAAGACACAAGACGGAACUUCCUUGCCACAUUUGACUGGCUGCAUGAACACGCCUGCUCCAGAUCAUAUGGCCUUGGAACCAAGAUGCCGUGGGAUGAGCAGUAUCUGAUCGAAUCCCUGUCUGACUCCACUGUCUACAUGGCCUACUAUACCGUAGCGCAUCUACUACAGGGUGGCGUGUUUGAUGGGUCUGGAACCAGUCCACUGGGAAUCAAGCCAGAUCAGCUGACCCCUGAAGUCUGGGACCACAUCUUCUACUCCAAGGCCCCGUACCCUAAAUCCAGCAAGAUCCCCAAGGCCACCCUGGCCAAGCUGAAGCAUGAGUUCCAAUACUGGUACGGCGUCAACCUGCGGGUCUCCGGCAAAGAUCUGGUACCCAACCACCUGACCUACUUCCUGUAUAACCACUGUGCUGUCUGGCCCAACGAGCCAGAGCGCUGGCCAGCCGCUGUCAGAACCAACGGCCACCUCCUGCUGAACAAUGAGAAGAUGUCCAAGUCCACAGGCAACUUCUUAACGCUCUCUGGUGCUCUGGAGAAGUACUCCGCAGAUGGUAUGCGCCUGGCUCUUGCCGAUGCCGGUGACCAAGCCGUAGAGGAUGCUAACUUCAUUGAAAGCCUGGCCGACGCUGGUAUCCUGCGCCUCUACACCUUCCUGGAAUGGACCAGAGAGAUGCUAGCUGAGGAGAGCGCCCUCCGGAGGGGAACCACGGACAGCUUCCACGACCGGGUGUUCAUCAGUGAGAUGCAUUAUGGGAUACAAGAGACGGAGAAGGCCUAUGAGAGGAUGAUGUUCAAGGAAGCUCUGAGAACAGGAUUCUUUGAGUUUCAGGCAGCGAGGGACCGGUACCGUGAGCGGGCUACCGACGGGAUGCACCAUGACCUAGUCAUGCGAUUCAUUGAAUGCCAAACUCUUCUGCUAGCGCCUAUCUGCCCACAUCUCUGCGAUCACAUAUGGGGGCUGCUUGGCAACAAAGAGUCCAUCAUGAAGGCUCGGUGGCCAGUAGCUGGUGAAGUAGACAGUAAACUACUGAGGUCAUCUGACUACCUGAUGGACUCGGCCCAUGACUUCCGCCUGCGACUCAAGAAUGUCAUGUUGCCUCCCAAGGGAAAGAAAGGUGUUCCCCCACCGCCUAAGCCAACCCAUGGUACCCUGUACGUGGCCAAGACCUACCCUCCAUGGCAGAACGCUGUCUUGACAACUCUCAAGAAACUCUACGAUAGUAAUGCCAGCGGCUUUCCUGAAAACAAAGAGAUACUGGGUCAGCUUAAAACCAUCGAUCUGCUCAAGAAAUACAUGAAGAAGGUCAUGCCAUUCGUGCAGCAUGUCAAGGAGAAUGUUGCCAAGUCAGGUCCUAGAGCCAUGGAUCUCACCAUGGAGUUUGAUGAGAAGGAAGUCCUGGAGACUAACAUUGCAUAUCUGACAAGUACCUUGGAGCUGGAAGGCUUAGAUGUCAAGUUUAGCUCAGAAGCCACCGAUAAGAUACAAGAGGAAUGCUGUCCUGGAAAGCCGUUCUCCCUCUUCCGAACUGAGCCGAGUGUGAUUGUGAAGGCGGUGAACCCUCAGCCACACAGCGGACAUUUCACCCUGAAUGUUCCCAUCAUGCAAGGGGACACCGUUGCCAAGGUAGCCAACCGCAUCCUCAAACAGGACCGAGGAAUCAAAGAUGCGAACAGAGUCCAGAUUCUGCGAUACGACGAUCCUGAGCUAGGGCCGCGUAAGCUACCGAAAUUCCAGCAGCCACUGGAAGGCCGAACGAGGAUACCCAGCCAAGCAACAUUCAGUAUCACCAUGGAAACCAAACGAGUAUCCGUGUCUGAAAAUGGCAAAAAUGUGGAUGCGGGAUCAGUAUUGGUCUAUAUGGUAGAAUAAACCAAUGAUUUGUCAAAUCAUUGCAGUUAAAACUGCAUUAGAGUCUUUUAAAUACAUGUAUUUGAAAUCAGCCUUUAAUCUUUUAAUUUUACUGAUAUUACAGGGAUAAUGUAUGCACUUUUCCUUCCUUAAAACCCACAAAUGUAUGCUUCCUGUGAUACUCGGUUGUCUCUUCCUGUGCUGUGUAUCUAAGGCAUGGACACCCAGUUUUCUUCCAACUUUGGAUAUUUAAAGGAUAUUUAUAAGAAAUUUUCUGAGGAACACAUUUGUGAUGCGAUCAAGCUACAUGAGUCGUUUGUCGACCCUGGUCAAAUUGUUUUUAUUACAG
Patiria miniata (bat star) is the source of this 3877-nucleotide messenger RNA. It is a transcript of the gene lars1, whose product is annotated as leucine--tRNA ligase, cytoplasmic-like. Gene Ontology annotation, molecular function: leucine-tRNA ligase activity; aminoacyl-tRNA deacylase activity; ATP binding. Lineage: Eukaryota; Metazoa; Echinodermata; Asteroidea; Valvatida; Asterinidae. The record is from RefSeq and is a predicted model, not a curated record. Gene Ontology annotation, biological process: leucyl-tRNA aminoacylation. Bases 1 to 3549 code for a protein of 1182 amino acids. The transcript is spliced from 22 exons.